This is a messenger RNA of Aspergillus oryzae RIB40, 864 nucleotides long. Its product is annotated as S-formylglutathione hydrolase. The record is from RefSeq and is a predicted model, not a curated record. Gene Ontology annotation, molecular function: S-formylglutathione hydrolase activity. Gene Ontology annotation, biological process: formaldehyde catabolic process. The coding region runs from base 1 to 864 and encodes 287 amino acids. NCBI's taxonomy places the organism in Eukaryota, Fungi, Ascomycota, Eurotiomycetes, Eurotiales, Aspergillaceae. The transcript is spliced from 4 exons. Gene Ontology annotation, cellular component: cytosol.
AUGUCCGUCACAACGCAAGCAACCAUCGCCUCCUUUGGCGGAAAGCUCCUCAAGCUCAGCCAUGCCGCCACCUCCACCCGCUGCGAAAUGUCCUUCAACCUCUACCUGCCGCCCCAGGCCAUCCAGAACCCCUCGCAGAAAGUCCCCGUCCUCAUCUACCUGUCCGGUCUCACCUGCACCGCCAACAAUUGCUCCGAGAAGGGCUUCUUCCAGCACGGCGCCAGCAAGAAGGGUAUUGCCGUGUUGUACCCUGACACCAGCCCGAGAGGCUUGAACAUCCAGGGUGAGGACGACUCCUGGGACUUCGGUACCGGUGCCGGAUUCUACGUCGAUGCCACCAAGGACCCCUACAAGGGUGGAUACAACAUGUACACCUAUGUGACGGAGGAGCUGCCCAAGACCGUCUUUGCCGCGUUCCCCCAGCUAGAUGAGAGCCGUGUCAGUAUCACCGGUCACAGCAUGGGUGGUCAUGGUGCUUUGACUCUGUUCCUCCGCAACCCCGGCAAGUACAAGUCCGUCUCCGCCUUUGCACCCAUCUCCAACCCCAUCAACUGCCCAUGGGGCCAGAAGGCCUUUGGCGGCUACUUUGGCGAGGACCAGCAGGAGAAGUGGAAGGAGCACGACGCAACGGAGCUCGUGAAGAAGUGGAAGGGACCUUUGGAUGUGCUCAUUGACGUGGGCACCGGCGACAACUUCUACAAGCAGGGCCAGCUUCUGCCCGAGAACCUCGAGAAGGCGGCCAAGGAGGCGGGCGUCGAGGGUCUGAAGGUCCGCUACCAGCCUGACUACGACCACAGCUACUACACGAUGGCGACGUUCGCGGAUGACCACGUGGAACACGCGGCCAAGUACUUGUUUGCAUAG